AUGGACCCAUCGACCUGUACAUUCAAGGGUAGCCUCAUCUCCGCUUUCAAUGUGGUAAACAGUGUGGCCGUUGAAUUUGUGAUUCCGCACUUUACCUCGGCGGUUCCACUGACCGCCGCCCCCAUACACUCGAUAUUAAAGGUCGACAACAAUGGUGGUGCCUGGUGUCCCAAACACAUGGUCUCACGCGGCCUCAAGGAAUAUCUACAAAUUGAUUUGCUGCAGGUACAUGUGUUAACAGCCAUUCGGACGCAAGGUCGUUUUGGCAAGGGCCAGGGUCAGGAGUACACCGAAGCCUAUGUGGUGGAAUAUUGGCGUCCCGGUAUGGAGGCGUGGCGCCGCUGGAAGACUUUCCAGGGAAAAGAGAUAUUGCCCGGAAAUACAAACACUUAUAGUGAAGUGGAAAAUGUGCUGCAACCCAUUAUCUUUGCCUCGAAAGUUCGCAUCUAUCCCUAUAGCCAAUACGACCGGACAGUGUGUCUGCGUGCUGAAGUUGUGGGCUGUCCAUGGGAAG
This is a messenger RNA of Musca vetustissima, 514 nucleotides long. RefSeq names its product discoidin domain-containing receptor tyrosine kinase B-like. NCBI's taxonomy places the organism in Eukaryota, Metazoa, Arthropoda, Insecta, Diptera, Muscidae. The annotation marks the transcript as partial. The record is from RefSeq and is a predicted model, not a curated record. The transcript has 3 exons.